Messenger RNA from Diabrotica virgifera virgifera (western corn rootworm), 2001 nucleotides. RefSeq names its product glucose dehydrogenase [FAD, quinone]-like. The transcript has 9 exons. The coding region runs from base 45 to 1922 and encodes 625 amino acids. Gene Ontology annotation, molecular function: flavin adenine dinucleotide binding; oxidoreductase activity, acting on CH-OH group of donors. NCBI's taxonomy places the organism in Eukaryota, Metazoa, Arthropoda, Insecta, Coleoptera, Chrysomelidae. The record is from RefSeq and is a predicted model, not a curated record.
UGUUCUUCAGAACUAGCUCAGCUUUUCGACUAAACGGUUGAAAUAUGAAGACUACCUAUCUGAUUCUUACCGUGAUUUUGGCUUUGGUUCUCAAGAGUACAACAGGAGAAUUUUAUGUAUUUGUAGGAAAAGUAAUAAGCUUCUUGAUAGAAUUUGCAAGACUGCAAACUAUAUUUCUGCCUUUUUAUCCAGAAACGAAAAUUUUCACAAAAACGAAACCAGAGUAUGAUUUCAUCGUCAUUGGAUCUGGUCCAUCUGGAGCUGUAGUUGCAAACAGGUUAACAGAAAAUCCCGAUGUGAAUGUACUAUUGUUAGAAAAUGGAUACGAACCAGGCUUAGUUGCCGAUAUUCCCAUCAUCGCUGGUGCUUUAGAAUUCAGCAGCUAUAACUAUGGAUAUAAAUCUGAACCACAAGAACAGUUUUGUAGAGCUUGUACAGAUAACAGAAUGGAAUGGCCACACGGUAAGGUUCUAGGUGGAAGCAGUGUCAUGAACUACAUGAUAUUCGUUCGAGGAAACGCUCAUGAUUACGAUAAAUGGGAAGAAAUGGGGAAUCCCGGAUGGUCCUACAAAAACAUGUUACCCUUUUUAAAGAAAAUGGAGGAUGCUCAUGUUGAAUAUAGUGAUACGGAAUAUAGAGGGACAGGCGGUCAUUUGUCAGUUAGCGAUGUUCCAUAUAGAACUGGAAUAGUCGACUUAUUCGUCAAUGCAAGUCAAGAAGCUGGACAUAAGUACCUGGAUUAUAAUGGAAGGAAACAAUUGGGGGUAUCGUACAUUCAAGCUACUCUACGAAAUGGUCUCCGCUGUAGCGCCGAAAAAGCGUACAUACGUCCAGCAAGCAUAAGAAGCAAUUUAAAAAUAAAAGUCAACUCGCAAGUCACAAAAAUAUUAAUUAAUAAAAAAACGAAGACAGCAUUUGGAGUUGAAUACCUUUAUAGAGGUAAAAGGUACUAUGUACAAGCUAAAAAAGAAGUUAUUUUAUCUGCUGGAGCCUUAAAUUCGCCGCAAGUUUUAAUGCUGUCCGGAGUUGGGCCUAAAGGUCAUUUAAACGAGCUUGGUAUCCCGAUAGUAAAAGACUUGCCAGUUGGCGAAAAAAUGUAUGAUCACGCUACAUUUCCAGCUAUUAUGUUUGAGGUAAACCAAAGUAUUGUCUUAAAUGCUGCUACAGGCUUUUUUAAUCCUUUAAAUUACAUUGGGGUUAUCUCAGAUUCAGGAUUAUUCACUUCGAUAGGUGGAGUCGAAGCAAUCAAUUAUAUAAAAACUAAACAUUCAAAAGAUCCUGAUCCAGGCUAUCCUGAUGUUGAACUAUUAAUGAUUGGAGGAGCUUUGAGCACAGAUUUUGGUUUUGUUUUUAGAAAGAUAUUCAAUAUUCCGCCGAAGGUGUAUAACAAACUUUUUGCUCCAUUGGAAAAUAAGUACGUUUAUCAGGUGACGCCAGUUUUACUUCAUCCGGAAUCAUACGGUUCUAUCAAAUUAAAUAAAUCAAACCCUGAAGGUGCUCCUUUGUUUUAUGCUAACUACUUUUCGGAUCCAGAAAAUCAUGAUAUCAAAACAUUCAUUGCAGGAAUGAGAGAGCUUCAGAGGAUCAACCUGAUGCCGUCUCUGCAAAAGGUGGGAGCUAAACUAGUUGAUAUACCAGUGCCCGGUUGCGAAACCUACGAGUUUAACUCUGACGACUACUGGGAAUGUGCUCUACGAUCGUUAAUAGGAAGUUAUUACCAUCAAGUAGCCACUUGCAAAAUGGGCCCAUCAUCGGAUCCGGAAGCUGUGGUAAAUCAUCUCUUACAAGUACAUGGCAUUAAGAACUUGCGGGUUAUUGAUACGAGUAUAAUCCCCCACCCACCCUCAUCACAUAAUGUUGGUCCGGCGUAUGCUAUUGGCGAAAAGGGAGCAGAAAUAUUAAAGAGCCACUGGAAUAUUUAGCAAAGAGUUUCUGAACUGUAAACAAAAUUUUUUGUUUAUAAUUAAUAUAAUAUAAUUUAUAAUAUAAUUUAUAAUGUAA